AGUCUAAAGAAAAUACAGGAUAAAAAAAUAUUGAAGGAAGUGACAAAUGAGGAAUAAAGAGAAUGGAUUUUGAAGAUAAAGAAAAAGAAUUUGAGGAGCGUUAUAAAAGGAUCUGUGGAAAGAACAGGCUGUCUUCUAAAUAUGAGUCUCAAAAAGAAGAAAAAACAGAUAAGGGAAAGACUUGCUCGAAAGAGAAGGAAGAAAUGGAAAAGGAAUUAAAUGCCACAAAAUGUGAUUUAGCUAGCCUUCAAAGGAGUCUGGGCGGCGAUAGAAAUAUUCACACAUCACAGUUUAACGAUGCCGCCAAAGAUGUUCCAAAAGAAUGUUCCUCUUUCUUUGAGUUUAAAUUUCAGAAGCGUAAUUCUGCACAAUUUGAGAAGUAUUCCAAAGAAAAAAAUGAAUUGGAGGUACAGUUGGAGGAUAGAAAGAAGGAGGUCAAAGUGAAAGAAAGGGAGAUAUUUGAAUUAAAGGAAAAAAUAAAAAGAUUAGAAGCAUUCAGCAAGGAGAGGGAUAUACUUGAAAAGGAAUUGAUUUCAACAAAAGCAGAAUUAACUGGGAUAAAAAGGACAUUAGAGCUAGAACGGCAAGAAAGAAGAGAUUUGGAGACUAGAGCCCUCGGUUUAAUAAAAGAUGCUAAACGUAAAUGGGAAAAUGCAGAAAAGGAUAAAAUUGCACAGUUAAAUAAACAUAUUGAAGCACAGACUGUAAGAAUUACAGAAUUAUGUACUAGCAAUAAUGAGAUGAGUUCCAGAUUACAGAGGACUGAAUGUGAACUGGAAACUGCAAAUGCAGAAUUGCAUAAACUUAGAGUGUUCCAGAUGCAAUAUAAAGAAUCACUGGCCAAAACAAGAGAACUAAAUCGACAAAGUGCUCAAGGAGUUGAAACGAAAUUAAAGGAAAUAGCUGCAAGAGCACACAAUCAGUUAGCUGAACUUAGAUCUAAGUUAGAUUUAGAAACAGCAAAAAACAGUGACUUGGAAUCUAAACUGCGAAAUGAACAAGAUUCUAAUCACUGUCGCCAGUCACGACUAAAUGUAGCUUUAGAAUUAGCGCAGAAUGAAUUAAUGGACUGUCAGGAACAGUUACGCAGUAUACAAGCUACAAUACCUGCCAGAGAUGCUGAAAUAGAAGCUUUGAAAAAACAAUUACAAGAAAGAUCAAAGCAAUUAGAUAAUGUUAUGGCAUCAGAACAGGUGGUUGCAACAAUGCAAGAGCAGUUGGAACGAUCAAGACUCGAGAAUGAACAAUUGAAACAACAAUUACAGGCAAUGAAGUCUGACUUAAGUGAAACCAUGAUGAAUUUGGAACAAAAUGAAGCUCUUGCCUUAAAUUUAGAACAAGCUACUCAAGACAAAGCUGCAUUACAAAAACGACUACAGGAUUCUCUUGAAAAAGAAGAGGAACAUUUACGUAAAGUCGGCAAUUUAGAAGAAUUGUUACGACGCUUGGAACAAAGCGUUACUAAACUAGAAUCAGAGAAUGCUAAUCUUAAAAUGGAAAAUGUACAGCCAAGUACCAGUAUGGUACGAAAAACGGAUACAAUAAAAGCUGAUAUUCUACUGGAAGAACAAAUACAUAAAUUAGAACAGGAACUUCGAACAGCGAGAGAACACUUAAAUACAGAACGUCAGACUGCAAAGCAAGCUCAGAUUAAUUUAUGGAAGAAAGAAAAAGAAUUAUCAGAUGCAAAUUUGGAUAAGAGAAUUGCAAUAAGAGCAAGUAAAAAGGCAGAAGAGAAAAUUGAAACAUUACAAGAAGAGAAACAAAGAUUAUCAGAGAGAUUAGAUAAUAAAAUAAAAGAAGAAGAUGAGAAAUCUAAAAAGUUACUUAAAGAAUUAGAUAGUGCAAAAGCAUCUUUAAAUGACAUAACCAAGGAAUCUUCUAGAAACAAAAUGCAAGCUGAUUCUGCUCAACGAGCUUUAACUCAAGCUAAUCAUCAAAUAGAAGAGCUUCAGUCAUCAAGUGCUUCGUUGCGCAGAGAACUGGACGCUGCUCGAAAGCAGGCAAGGGCAAGUCAAGAGAGAGUUGAUAGUUUAAACGCUGAGAACAAACGUUUGUCACAAUUAAUUGCAAAACAUAACGAAGAAAAGAGCGAAUUGGAAUCUAAAAUAGAAAAACUAGAGCAAGAAAUCAAAGGUUACGAAUUGAAUACUGAACUUCUUAAAGAAACGUGUACAGUACUUGAAGAGCAGUUGACCGAUUACGAGAGAUUAACGAGCGAUCAUGAAACACGGGAAAAUAUACUGAUUCAAGAUAAAAUGAAAUUACAAAAAGAUCUAGAAGCGACUGAAGGUAAACUUCGCGAAGCAUGUGCCGCACAAAACGAAGAGAGAUCCCUGAGAUUAGCUGCUGAACGUAACAUUGAAAGACUAGAAUCGGAAACGAGCGACAUAGAAUGCGAAAAGAACGGUUUACUUGCGCAGAGAGACCAAUAUAAGAAACUUGUACAAGAAUUAAGUGCACAGGUUGAUGAACUAUCAGCCAAGUGUAGUGAAUUAGAAUACGAAUUCUCUGAAACGAAACGUAACUUAGAAAUGACUAAAGCUGAAACGAGGGUCGUCAAAGAAGAAAGCAGUCAGCAUUUGACAAGAGUGCACGAAUUGAAAGAAGCGAAUACAAUGCUCAUGAACGAUUUGCAAAGCAGUGUAGAUCAAGGACAGGAACUUCGGAUGAGAAUUUCAGAGCUGGAAAGCAUCUUGGAAGAAAUGCGACAGUUCUACCAGGAAAGGGAAGUUAAAGCCGAAAGCACAAGGCAACAGCAAACGAAACUAAUUGAUUAUCUACAAUUUAAAUUAGAGGAAUGUAGUAAAAAGAAGAAAACUGUAUGUGAUAAAAUACUUGGUACUAAACAAAAAGAAAAUGUCCCUCCAAGCGGUACUGGGAUGCCCGUUGGCUAUCGUGAAUUAGAGAAUCAGCUAGCUAAAGAACGUGCUAAAGUUAAAACGUUAACCGAUCAAUUAUUGGCACUUAGAGCUAUUAGGCAAUUAGUAUCGUGUAAACCCGGGGAGGAGGUGGUGAUCACAGGUAUCGCCGGUCGAUUCCCGGAAUGUAACAAUGUGAUGGAACUGAAGACGAACUUACUGAACAAGAAGGACCUGAUCACGGAGAAUUAUUCCAGAUGGAGGCUAGAUCAUGCAGAGAUCCCACGGGAUGGUGGUAAACUGACUGGUUUGUCUAAGUUUGAUGCGAUCUUCUUCGGUGUCCAUUAUAAGCAAGCUCAUACGUUGGACCCCAUGUGCAGGAUGCUGCUGGAGCACAGUUAUGAAGCACUCAUUGAUGCAGGGAUCAAUCCCAGACAGCUUAGAGGAACCAACACUGCUGUUGUUAUAGGCUCUUGCAUCAGUGAGUCAGAGAAGACGUGGUUUUAUGAGAAAUUGCAAGCAAAUGGCUUUGGUAUCACCGGUUGCAGCAGAGCCAUGUUGGCCAACCGGAUCUCCUACUUCCUAGGAUUACACGGUCCAUCUUAUGCGAUAGACACAGCCUGUAGUUCCAGCUUAUUCGCGUUGGAUCAUGCCUACAGAAUGAUACGAACUGGAAUCUGCGAUACGGUGAUCAUCGGUGGCUCUAAUCUAUGUCUUCAUCCCUAUGUGUCGUUGCAAUUCGCUCGUUUAGGUGUACUGUCCAGCGACUGUCGUUGCAAGUCCUUCGACGCCAGAGCCAAUGGCUACGUCCGCAGCGAGGCAGUCAGUGUUAUAGUAUUGCAGAAAGCGAAAAAUGCUAAAAGGAUUUACGCCCAGGUCGUUUACACUAAGACAAAUUGCGAUGGUUACAAGGAACAGGGUAUCACGUUCCCUGCCAGCGAAGUGCAAAAGAUGCUUCUGAGAGACUUCUACAAUGAGUGUAAGAUCCCUCCAACGAUUCUCUCCUAUUUGGAAGCUCAUGGUACUGGGACAAGCGUAGGUGAUCCUGAAGAACUGAAUGCCAUCAACAGUAUCUUCUGUCAAGGAAGAAAAACACCCCUUAAAAUGGGUUCUGUUAAGUCUAACAUGGGACACACUGAGCCUGCCAGUGGUAUCUGUUCAGUCGCCAAGAUCAUCAUCGCAAUGGAGACUGGCUUGAUCCCUCCAAACUUACACUUUAAGAGCCCCAUGAAGGGUAUAAAGUGCUUAGAGGAAGGAAAGGUCCAAGUGGUCACAGACCCAACACCAUGGGAAGGUGGCUACGCGGGAAUAAACUCGUUUGGUUUUGGUGGUGCGAACGCCCAUGUCCUACUCAAGUCCUAUGCCAAAGAGAAGGUUAACAAUGGAGCACCUUCUGAUAAUUUACCUAGAUUGGUAGUUGCAUCUGGACGCACUGAGGAGGCGAUGAACACUCUCCUAAACUAUGUGGAAAGUAUACCUGUAGACGUGGAGUAUAUUAGACUUCUCCAUGAAGUAUAUGCUGAGAAUAUAACUGGUCACAUGUUCAGAGGAUACACAGUAGUAGGCUCUAAGAUAUCUGAUAAACCACCAAGAGAAAUUCAAGAAUAUUCUGGCUUGAAGAGACCCGUUUGGUUCGUAUUUUCUGGAAUGGGAUCUCAGUGGCCUGGCAUGGGUGAAGCACUGAUGAGGUUCCCCAUCUUUGCUCAAGCCAUUAAAAAAUGUGAUGCAGCUUUGAGACCACAUGGCGUCGACAUUGUAGACAUCAUCACAAACAAGGAUAGAAAAACAUUUGAUAAUAUCCUGAACUCCUUUAUUGGAAUUGCUGCAAUUCAAAUUGGUCUCGUUGAUUUGUUAACCGCCGUGGGUAUAGUUCCGGACAACAUAAUCGGUCACUCUGUCGGGGAACUUGGUUGUGCUUAUGCCGAUGGAUGCUUCACUGCUGAGCAAAUGAUACUUUCAGCGUAUUCUAGAGGUUUGGCAUCCAUAGAGACAAAAAUGAUUCGAGGAUCUAUGGCGGCAAUUGGUCUUGGAUACGAGGACAUAAAAGAUAUGUGUCCACCGGAUAUUGAAGUGGCAUGCCACAAUGGCCCUGAUAGCUCCACCAUAAGUGGUCCCGUUGAAUCCAUGAAGGAGUUUGUUGCCAAGUUACAGGCCAAUAAGAUCUUUGCAAAGGAAGUACCAUGCAGCAACAUCGCCUACCAUAGUCGUUACAUAGCUGAAGCAGGACCAAAAUUGUUGGCCUACUUGAGAAAAGUGAUACCAGAAGCCAGACCACGAAGCUCCAAAUGGCUGAGCACCUCUGUGCCACGUAAUCAAUGGUCAUCACCAGCUGCCAAAUACUCCUCAGCCGAGUAUCACACCAAUAAUUUAUUGAACUCUGUGUUAUUCGCGGAAACCGCGAGCAUGAUACCAGCUGAUGCGAUAACCAUAGAGAUAGCGCCUCAUGGUCUCUUACAAGCGAUUCUGAAGAGGUCCUUAGACCCUAAUGUGACCAAUGUACCCCUAACCCAACGUGGCCACAAAGACAAUGCCGAGUUCUUCUUGCAAGCUCUUGGGAAGGUUUAUAAUUGCGGAUUGCAGCCGCAGCUUGCAAACAUUUACCCACACGUUGAGUUUCCUGUCAGCCGUGGGACACCCAUGAUCUCUCCUCACAUAAGGUGGGAACAUUCCGAGGACUGGUUCGUACCAGUCUAUUCGCAACGUCAGAGAAUAACCACAUCGGAACGAACAGUUGAAAUAGCUCUUAAAGAUGAGAACUACGAAUACAUGAUGCACCACGUAAUCGACGGGAGAAAUCUAGUUCCAGCUACAGGAUAUCUAAUCUUAGUCUGGGAAACAAUUAGUUUACUGGAAGGAAAGUUGUACGAUGAGGUGCCAGUUGUGUUUGAGAACAUCAAAUUUGAACGUGCAACCACCAUCUCAGCGGAUGGUAGCGUUCAAUUAACAAUAAUGGUUCAAAAAGGUUCUGGAAAGUUCGAGAUCUCUGAAGGCUCCUCGACAGUAGUAUCAGGAACAAUUCGUAAAUUGACGAAUCCAUCGCAAGAAAAGAUCGCGCCGCUGUUCUUAACAGAGAUCGACGACGAGGAGGCCUUGACCGAGAAAGAUAUCUACAAAGAACUGAAACUCCGUGGGUAUGACUACACUGGGCUGUUCCGUGCCCUGAAGAGUGCUUCGAUCAAGGGAACAAGAGGACGUAUCGCUUGGAUGAAGAACUGGGCUACUUUUAUGGACAACAUGUUACAAAUCAAAUUGUUGGGCAUCGAUACCAGAACUCUAUACGUACCCACAGCGAUACAGAAGCUGGUGAUAGACGUGAAAUUGCACAAUGAUAAAAUUCGUUGCUUCACUGACGAUGCUAAUGAAUUCUCAGUUCAGGUGUACAACGACUACGACGCGGUAAUAUCUGGUGGUAUAGAGAUACGAGGAUUGAAAGCCAACGCUAUUCAAAGACGUAAGCUGAUGUCGGUUCCAGUUUUGGAGGAAUACAAGUUCGUGCCCAACCGCGACAAAGCACAGACCUCCCUGGAGGAGAUGAUCGUUCUAUCAACUCAUCUUGCUUUAGAUAGUAACAUAAUACCCAAUGCAAAGAUCAUGGAACUAGUUAAUCAUGAUGACGAUAUACCCGACGAGGAAGUUUUGGCUCCUGUCUUCGUAAAAGUGUUAGGAGAUUUACCAAUGUUUCGUCUAAAUAUGGUUUUGGCUGCAGAAUCAAAAAGAUGUGAGAAAAUAUCACUAUCUGAGAAUGUUACUAUCAUAGAACCGAACAAAUUGCCAGAAGACGGUAGCAUCUUCAUGGCAGCUGCCUAUAACAUCUUCUCAAAAAAGAGACACGAUAUUCUCGAGCAACUUUUGCUCGCGAUCACAGACUAUGGUUUCAUUCUAAUUCGAGAAACUAUGAUCAACAACAACGCUUAUUUGUAUCUGCAGAGGUGUGGGCUGAACAUUGUACUGGAGAAGAGUCUCAACAAUGAGACACUCUUGUUACUGAAGAAACAGGAGAAGCCCCCUCAGAGGACAGAAGUCGUGUAUGUGAACAACAAUGAAUUUAGCUGGCUGGAGAAAGUGAAGGAGACCUUGAAGAAUUAUGAGAAACGAGAGAACAAUGAGACGGUGAGAUUAGUCUUAGUAGCAGAGGGUGACCUGGAAAACGGUGCCUUGGGCUUGAUCAAGUGCUUGAGAAGAGAGCCCAACGGUGAAAUUGCAAAGGCAGUAAUAAUUCAAGAUAAGAAUGCUCCAAAGUUUUCAUUGAACGAUCCAUUUUAUGCCAAACAGCUUGAUAUUGACAUUGCUAUAAACAUUUUGAGACCAGGCAAGAUCUGGGGCACGUACAGGCACGUACCUUAUCCUCCAUUGAACCCAAUUCCAGUUUUUCAUGGCUAUGCCAACUUAAAAGUAAGAGGCGACUUGAAUUCUAUCCAAUGGAUGCAAGGUGCGAUCCAACCGGAUGACAAGAAUCUUGUGAAGGUGGUGUACUCAUCUCUGAACUUCAGAGACGUGAUGUUGGCUACUGGUAAACUAAUGCCAGAGGCCAUCACGAAAGACAGACUGAUGAGGGAUUGUCUGAUUGGAUUCGAGUUCAGUGGGAUAGACUCAAAUGGACGUCGAGUGAUGGGAUUCGUCGACAGCAGGGCAAUCACCAACCUUGUUACUCCUGGGAAGUUCAAUGUCUGGCCAGUGCCAGAUGAAUGGUCACUGGAGGAUGCAGCAACUGUUCCAAGCGCCUAUUUCACAGUCUUCUAUGCGUUUUUCCAUUUUGGAAAGUUGAGAAAAGACGAAAAAGUGUUGAUCCACAGUGGUAGUGGCGCAGUGGGUCAAGCUGCCAUCAACAUCGCUCUCGCCGAAGGAUGCGAAGUCUUCACCACGGUGGGAACACCUGAAAAACGUAAAUUCAUCAGAGAAACGUUCCCCAGUAUCGAUGAUGACCAUAUUGGCAACUCUCGAGACACAAGUUUCGAACAGAUGGUGAUGAAACAGACGAAUGGCAAAGGAGUAGACAUUGUUUUGAAUUCCUUAUCCGAAGACAAGCUUCUGGCAUCGGUUAGAUGUUUGUGUUACCGAGGUCGUUUUCUAGAAAUUGGCAAAUUCGAUCUGGCUUCUAACAAUCCACUGGGAAUGGAGAUAUUCUUAAAGGAAAUUAGCUUCCAUGGGAUCAUGCUGGAUAGCAUGAUCAAUGGUGUUAUACCUAAACUACAAGAGGAGCUGCAUCAUUUUGUUAACACUUACCUAUACUCCAAGGCUGUCAAGCCUUUGAUCAGAAAAUGCUUUGAGAGACAUCAAGUAGAAGACGCAUUCAGGUACAUGGCAGCUGGAAAACAUAUUGGAAAGAUUUUAAUCAAAGUGGGGGAUGAAAAGGAACCCUUGAACACCCCAAUAUCCGCUUACCCGCGAUUCAACGCAUCACCAAACAAGAGUUAUGUAAUCGUGGGAGGAUUAGGUGGAUUGGGUCUAGAAGUAGCUGAUUGGUUAGUUGUACGUGGGGCUAUGAAUCUAGUAAUAGUAUCACGCGGUGGUAUUAAGAACGGCUACCAAAGAAUGAGGACAGAAACAUGGAAAUCGUAUGGAGUGAAGGUUCUAAUAAUCUCUGGUGUGGAUCUUUCAAAAACGAACGACUGCGAGUUUACCCUGAGGUCAGCAGAGAAACAGGCACCAGUGGAUGGCAUCUUCAACCUUGCAGCUAUAUUGAAAGAUUGUCUAAUCGUAAACCAGACUGAGACGAACUUUGAAGAGAGCAUGAAGCCAAAGGCUGGAAUUACUAAGAAACUGGAUGAGGUCUCCAGGAAGAUUUGUCCAAAGCUUCGCCACUUUGUGGUAUUUUCUUCCCUUUCUUGUGGAAGAGGAAUGAAUGGACAGGCAAAUUAUGGUAUGGGUAACUCUGUGUCAGAGAGGAUUUGCGAGAAGAGGGUAGAGGAAGGUCUGCCAGGCAUGGCUAUUGAAUGGGGAGUCAUAGGAGAAGUUGGUCUAGCUGCAGAUAUGUGGGAAAACAAACAGGAGCUCAUAAUUGGUGGGACGUUACAACAGAAGGUGUCCUCGUGUUUGGUGGAAUUGGAUAAAUUUUUAUCGCAGAGCAGACCUAUUGUGGCUAGCAUGGUAGUUGCAGAGAAACGUCCUAGUGCCAGUGAGGCUAGUAACGUUCUAGAAGCAGUGAUGAAUAUCAUGAGUAUAAAGGACCUGAAGACAGUGAGUCAGAGCUCUUCCUUAUCUGAACUUGGAAUGGAUUCUAUGAUGGCUGUGGAAAUCAAACAGACCCUGGAACGAGAUUUUGAAGUAUUCCUAACUGCACAAGAUAUUCGAGUACUGAAUAUAGCUAAACUCGUCGAGAUGUCUGCCAAAGACACAAAGAAACAGAAGAAACAGGUCACAAAAUCUGUCGUUAAAACGGAACACUUAAAUGGUAUGAGGCUACUGAUGAAGACAUUGAAUGUGUCUAUAUUAAAUACUGAACCCUGCGUCGAACUUCCCAUUAAAUGUGGAGAAAAGAAGAACGAAAUAUUCCUUAUACCGGGUAUCGAAGGAUCUGCUUCUAUUUUCUACCCAUUGACACCAUUUUUGAAGUUCCCAGCCACUGUUUUGCAAUCAAAAAUAUACGACACAGAUCAGUCUGUAGAGGAGAUGGCAGAACGUCUUUUACCUCAUGUUUUGGAAAGGAGUAAGGGUCGCAGAGACUUCGUGAUCGUUGGAUAUUCAUAUGGAUCAAUAAUAGCUAUUGAACUUGCAAGGAGAUUAGAAGCCCAUGGCCUAGUCGGUCAUCUAAUUUUAAUUGAUGGAUCUCCUGAUUACAUGAGAGCCAUAAGGGAAAAUCAUUUCGAAGCUUCUACACAUGAGGAAUUGCAGGACAAAUUCUUGGUUGAUAUACUAAAUUUCUGCAAGUCACCUACCAUAGCAGAGUUCAAAUUGGAAUUGGACAACUGCACCACGUGGUAUGAAAAGUUAGAGAAAAUGGUUCAACACACACCCCCAGAAGUUCUUAAAGUUUACACCCCUGAAAAUCAGAAAACAUUUUCCACAUUCCUGUUCAAUCGUCUAUGUGCUAUAGAUAAAUAUAAUCCCACUUCUUUGCCACCUCUUAGAACACCUAUCACAUUAUUAAAACCAACAUUGCAAGCUGUGCAGCUUGAUGAUCAUUCUUAUGGUUGCAGUAAGUUAACAUAUGGAAAAGUGAACAUAUAUGUGGUCGAAGGUAAUCACAUUUCAAUGCUGGAUAAUAGUAAAGUCCCAGCAGCAAUUAAUGGCGAACCUUUAGAUGACAAUGAAACAUUUAAAAAUACUCUAAACAUUGUCUCCUCUGAGAUAAAUUUAGAAGGCAAAGGGGCCAAUUUCAUGGGUUUGUCAUAAUGAAACGUAAAUCACUCAACUUUCCCCAAAAGAGCAGGAGAUUGCACAUAUUUAAUUCUUUUUUUCAACAAUACCUAUCAUUCUUUUCUAUGUACCUUUCAUUCAUAACAAAUAAAUGAAAAACUCAAUAUUAAUAAAAUCUUGUCAUGUUUUUAUGCAAAAUCAACAUACAUCCGAAAACAUAUCAGAUUCAUUCGCGAUAAUCGAAAUGUCAUUCAUACAAUGAAUUGAAUUGUACUUCAUACGAUGGCCUUAACAUUACAUUGUAUACAUACAGUAUAGAAAUAAAACUACCAAGUU
Molecule: messenger RNA, 10493 nt
Organism: Osmia lignaria (orchard mason bee)
Lineage: Eukaryota; Metazoa; Arthropoda; Insecta; Hymenoptera; Megachilidae
Product: fatty acid synthase
Biological process (GO): fatty acid biosynthetic process
Molecular function (GO): oxidoreductase activity; phosphopantetheine binding; fatty acid synthase activity
Source: RefSeq, a predicted model, not a curated record